Messenger RNA from Closterium sp. NIES-67, 893 nucleotides. The record is from the annotation of a GenBank genome assembly. Lineage: Eukaryota; Viridiplantae; Streptophyta; Zygnematophyceae; Desmidiales; Closteriaceae.
AAUUCUUCCCAUUCUCACACGGCUAUCGAGUCUCUUUGGCGCACGCAACUCCCAUUCUGUCUCCGCCACCUUCACUUUCUGCUAGAUCUCGCGGACGCCUAACAAGUGCCACGACUCGGGAAGCGAAGAUCAUCCUUCCCACGCCAUAAUGGGCUGCGCAACGCGAGGCAUGUCCUUGCCGCUUCUUCUGCUUGCUCUUUUCGUGGCGUCAACUUCCGUCGCACCUGCAUCCGCGAGGCCCUUCUCCGCACGGCGCAGUCUCGCCCUCAAGGCCCUCUCGACGGGCCCCGUCGCGCUCCUCAAGCAGAUCACCUCACCCACCCCAACCGUGCUGCUCAAGACCCCGUUGACCCAGCCCGCGUCAACCGUGCUCCUCAGCUCCCCAUACAUCUCGCCCGUCAAAGUCUUGGCGGCCGUUGACCAAGUCGACCCCACUGGCGGAGACCUGGAUGGAGACACCGGCGGAGACCUGGGCGGAGACACCAGCGGUGGCCUGGGAGGAGACACGGGCGGGGACCUGAGCGGAGACACGGGCGGGGGGCUGGGCGGAGACACGGGCGGGGGGCUGGGCGGAGACACCGGCGGAGAUCUGGGCGGAGACACCGGCGGAGAUCUGGGCGGAGACACCGGCGGAGACGUUGGCGGUGACACGGGAGGAGACCUGGGCGGGGACCUGGGCGGAGACACGGGCGGUCCUGGCGGAGACACGGGCGGUCCUGGCGGAGACACUGGCGGAGAGACUGGCGGAGACCAGGGCAUGCUUUCUUCCCUGACAUCAAGUGUGAAGUCUGUUCUUGUUGUAAAUCAUAGGUUGACAUGACCAGUGUUGUAAACUUAGUAUGUCUACUGCAAUGCAAGCUCGCUGUAUCUCUUUUUUUGCCCAAUUUAACAGA